Cercospora beticola is the source of this 1744-nucleotide messenger RNA. RefSeq names its product Sqt1p (gene SQT1). The record is from RefSeq and is a predicted model, not a curated record. Lineage: Eukaryota; Fungi; Ascomycota; Dothideomycetes; Mycosphaerellales; Mycosphaerellaceae. Gene Ontology annotation, molecular function: protein binding.
GUUCGCGGGAACCGAUUCUCGUCCCCACUCCAAGCCAUACACACUUUCACAGAAUCAAAAUGGCCGAACAAAACCCCCACGAAGAAGAUGCCGCGAUGCUGGAUCCCAAUGAGGCCGAGGAGAUCGUGGAAGAUGACGGCGAUGCGGCCAUGGACUCGGGAGAUGAAGAUGACGGACAAGGCGAGGUGCAACAGACGAUACAGCUGCAAAACGACAGCGUGGCACACUUUGAUGGGCACAAAGACAGUGUAUACUGCGUCGCGCAACACCCCUUGCGACCAGAACUCGUGGCGACAGGAGGAGGAGAUGACACGGCAUAUCUGUGGGAUGCAACACCCGAGCCGGGGCCAGUUCUGCCUGCCAGCUACGAGACAAAUCCUCAGCCAAAGGAGCGAAAAUCACAGGAGAUUGUGGCUAGGCUAGGGCCACAAGAUGAAACAGUCAACGCGAUUGCAUUCACCCUACCAAGAGGGGAGUUCAUCGUUACAGGAACAGCAGCGGGGACACUGAACGUAUUCACGACACCUACAUCACAAUCCUCCGAAGCCAAGUUGGUCGCUUCGGCGAAAGAAGUCGACGACAUCACUUGGAUACUGCCAUGUCCUUCCUCGAACGAGCAGUACGCCAACACAAUAGCACUGGGUGCCGCAGAUGGAAGUGUCUGGGUUUACACCAUUGAGGGGCAAAGCUUGAACAUGGUGCAAUCAUUCUUCCUCCACCAAACACCUUGCACAGCCGGAGCUUGGACACCAGGAGGCCAAUUACUUGCCACAGUCGACGAAGCCAGCUCUCUUUUCGUUUGGGAUGUGUUCGGCGAGGCAGCAGCUGCUGGAGUCACGAAUCCCAAUGGCAGUCAAGCUCUCAUCCAACUCACGGCCGAGGACGAACGCUUCAAGGUCGACGGAGGCUUGUACUCCGCCGCGAUCUCGCCUGGUGGCGGCAUCGUAGCAGUCGGAGGUGCAUUCGGCAACGUUCGUGUUGUCUCUCUGCCUAGGCUCUCAGCCCAACAACAGUCCACAGUGGGCACAAAAGGUGCAGGCGCAAAAGCCAAAGCUGGAGGCGCCAAGCAAGCCCCAGCCGCGUCUUCAACAGGCAACUUUGGUCAGAUUCUCGCAGCGUUCGCCGCACAAACUGACGGUAUCGAAACACUGGACUUUUCCCAACCGCCCCUCACGCUACUCGCCGCCGGCAGUGUCGACGGCAGCAUCGCCAUCUUCGACGCGGCGAAGAACUUUUCAGUACGUCGGCACAUCAAAGACGCUCACGCCCUGGACGAAGUCCCGCACGCGGUCAUCAAAGUCGAGUUCACCAAAACACCCCUCGGAACGGCGAACCCUCGUGGCCACUUGCUCACAUCUUGCGGAAACGAUGGCGUUGUGCGGAGGUGGGAUGUUCGAGGCGGAAUGGCAGCUUCAGCAGACCAAGGCUUGUUGAAGGAGUGGAAGGGGCACAUUGAGAACGAUGGGGAAAGAGGAGGCAUUUUGGGCUUCGUGCAGGGGAACGGCAGCUCAGAAUCGGGUGUCGCGGGCAAGUAUGUGGUGACGGCGGGAGAUGAUGGCGUGAGUUUGGUAUUCGACUGGAAGGAGUAGCGACAAUCAAAAGUUCUGUUGAAAGCAUGGCUGAGCGCAUAGAUGUAGAUACCCCGCCGCGAAAGUGAAAUGAAAUAUCGACCCACGAAGUCGCCACAAGGCGCUGGCACUCUGCGAAUCAGAUCACUAUCGGUUCCACAGAGCUCAGAUUUUCG